Messenger RNA from Exophiala dermatitidis NIH/UT8656, 1431 nucleotides. Its product is annotated as ornithine aminotransferase. The transcript has 3 exons. The record is from RefSeq and is a predicted model, not a curated record. Gene Ontology annotation, molecular function: identical protein binding; L-ornithine transaminase activity; pyridoxal phosphate binding. Gene Ontology annotation, cellular component: cytoplasm. Lineage: Eukaryota; Fungi; Ascomycota; Eurotiomycetes; Chaetothyriales; Herpotrichiellaceae. The coding region runs from base 1 to 1431 and encodes 476 amino acids.
AUGGCUCCAUCAGCCGUCAAUGGUGACGGAAACACUUCUGGCACGCAACUGAAGGCCACUGCUCCAGUAUUCCAUCCUUCCGGGACCUCAAAUCGUUCAAAAUAUCACGCAGCGACCUCUGCUGAAGCCAUUCAUGCCGAGCAUGAGUAUGCCGCUCACAACUACCACCCCUUGCCGGUCGUGUUUGCGAAGGCAUCUGGAACAACGGUGUGGGAUCCCGAGGGUCGACAAUAUCUCGACUUCCUCUCGGCAUACUCUGCCGUCAACCAAGGCCACUGCCACCCGGAAUUGGUCAAGGCUUUAGUAGAGCAAGCCUCCACAUUAACUCUGAGCUCCAGGGCAUUCUACAAUGAUGUCUUCCCGCGCUUUGCAGAAUUCGUCACCAAGUACUUUAACUUUGAUAUGGUUAUGCCCAUGAAUACCGGGGCCGAAGCCGUCGAGACCGCCAUCAAAAUCGCCAGGAAAUGGGGCUACAAGUCCAAGAAGAUCCCUCAAGGAGAAGCACUCGUUCUCUGUGUUGCAGAGAACUUCCACGGUCGAACUUUCUCCGCCAUUUCCAUGUCCACAGAUCCCGAGUCUCGUGAAAACUACGGACCUUACCUGCCAGGAGUUGGCAGCAUUUCCCCUGCCACCGGCGAAGUCAUUCCCUACAAUGACGUUGAGGCAGUGCGCAAGGCUUUUGAGUCCCAUGGGGACAAAAUUGCCGGGUUCCUCGUUGAGCCUAUCCAAGGCGAGGCCGGCAUUGUUGUUCCCAGCGACAACUACCUGUCCCAGAUCCGCGCGCUAUGCGACAAGCAUAAUGUCCUCCUGAUCUGUGACGAGAUUCAAACCGGCAUUGCCCGUACUGGUAGACUGCUCUGCCAUGAGUGGUCAGGCAUCAAGCCGGAUAUGGUGCUCCUAGGAAAAGCCAUCUCGGGCGGCAUGUAUCCUGUCUCAUGUGUCUUGGGACGCAAGGACGUGAUGCUCACUGUCGAACCUGGUACGCACGGGUCGACGUACGGUGGAAACCCAUUGGGUUGUGCGGUGGCCAUCCGUGCUCUCGAGGUCGUCCAGGAGGAGAAUAUGAUCGAGCGUGCUGAGAAACUAGGCCAUCUCUUCCGCGAUGGGCUCCGUGCUCUUGAUUCCCCACUCAUCACGACGAUCCGUGGCAAGGGUCUUCUCAACGCGAUUGUCAUUGAUGAAUCUAAGACGAACGGCCACAGCGCUUGGGAUUUGUGUAUGUUGAUGAAGGAGAAAGGUCUACUGGCUAAACCUACUCAUCAAAAUAUCAUCCGCCUGGCUCCACCGUUGGUCAUCACCGAAGAUGAGGUCAAGCGUGCUUUGCAAAUCAUCGGGGAGGCGGUCUCCGAGUUGCCCAAUCUCAAAGGCAAGAAGGAAGAAGAGAUUAUCCCUCCCGAGGAGAAGAAUGUCCAUAUUCAAGUCGAGAACUGA